Molecule: messenger RNA, 2163 nt
Organism: Spirometra erinaceieuropaei
Lineage: Eukaryota; Metazoa; Platyhelminthes; Cestoda; Diphyllobothriidea; Diphyllobothriidae
Source: the annotation of a GenBank genome assembly
AUGCAAUGCACUGAUAGCCCGGCGACCGCAAUUGCCGCCGUCACGACCGCGCCCGCUCCAACUUCCCCGUCGACAACGUCGGCUCCCACCCACACCAAUGUUGCUUCAAACCCCCUUGUAACAGGGCCAUCGGUCACUAUCACCUCCAUUUUCUCUGCCACAACUAACGCGACAACGACGGGCACAACCAUCUCUACCACAACCUCCAACGACUAUAACGCUCCUGACACAUCGACAACCGCCGACACAUUCGCCACUAUCGUCCCCACCUCCUGCGGUGCGGGCUCGGUCCCGACAUGUCCUCAUUGCGGCCGCAUAAUCACUUCACUCAUCGGCCAGGUCGGUCACUUGCGAAUCCAUCAUACAGAGACUGGCGAAGCAGUGCCUAGAACACCAACACACACUCGUUGCAUCAGCCUUUAUUGUCCACGUACAUCCAUCCGCGCAUGGGCCUACUCAGUUGCAUGCGUAUCCACGACAACGCUAUACACCGCAGCAUCGAUCCAGCUAGCACACCUUGCACAUCCACCACCGUCACUUCGACCAUUCCCCCAUCGCCACCCUCACCUCCCACCACCGCCAACAACCGCGGCACCACCAUCACCACCAGUAAAACUGACUCUGAAGCUCUCGACUUAUCCCACCCACACUGUCACCGAAAAUCGACCUCACUCAUCGGCUUGGUCGUUCACCUGAGAACCCAUCGUACGGAGACUGGCUAACCAAUGCCUGGAGCACCAACGCACACCAGACGUCCACGCCUCGCAUGUGUAGCGGCUGCACGGGCCUUUUCGACCUCCUGCACCUUUUCCGCCGACCAUAUCACCACCACACCUCCUCACAAGCAAGUACAACGUACACCAACAUCACCCAUUAUUACACAACGCAAGGAAACCAUCGGCAUCUCUCACGUAAGUGGAAGUGUGUCCAUUGCCUCCUCUAAUGCGUGCCUGAUCUCAGCCUAAGACUAUCAUGGCGGGCCUAGCGUCUUGACUUGCAAGGGUGCCAACUGACGCUUCGACUCAGUCGCCGCAGUCUGCCCAGUGGAGUGUAUUUGUGUGGAGUGGAAGACUGGUAGGCUGAGAGUCAGGAUGCAACGGCUCCUUUACUUGACCGACGGCACUCCAAGGCAUGUGAGGUGUAUGCCGCCUAACUCCGUUGUGUGAAAUCCUGGCGCUUGUGUUUGGGGGGCCAGGUCGUGCGUGUGGCGCGCGCAGUCAAGGUCACUGGAAAUGUCAGCCAAUGAGCUCAUUUCCCACACCAUCAGCUGACCGGCCUAGACAGCGGCAGAGGCUUAGAAAUGGCAAGGUUGAGGUCGACGACUCAGUGCAUUUCCCUCAUUAUAAACAAUCUGACGCGGUUGAGGCUAUCACGGUGUGUUAAAUUCCGUGGCUUUGUAGGCUGGCAACUGACGGAUAGUAGUCGGCCCAGUGUGCGUUUUUGUGGAGCGGUCGACUGGUGGUCUGAGAGCUAGCCCGCACACCUACCUAAAGUAGCCUUUAUGGCACUCCCACUACGUGGGAUCCGAGCCCGGCGUGACAGCACGCCUAGGGGCGGUUCCGGCCGCGUCAGCAAAUUGCGCCCUUUCCCACCUCUGGUCUUCUUGACCAUGCCUUGAUAUCGGGCCCAGGUGGGGAAGGAGGAGAGAGCGCGAUAGAUGCCGCGCAAGACCACUUCCUUUACAAAAGAAAUCACGCGCAAGUCAUCGUGUCUGCUCUCACCCUGAUAUGGAGCACACGGUGGACAUCGUCGAAAUCGAUGGUUGAACUGUCACCUGCGUGGUGCGCAGUGCUUACUCCUGCCGAUUCUCAGAAUGUUGAACUUGAUAGCAUUAAACGGGAGAAGCCAGUUAUUUGACCAUUGGUCGAGUCGACGCAUGGUUACUUGUAGAUUUGAUUCGUUAUCCUCGUUGCGGAUGACGAUUCAGGACCUUUUGCCUUCAGCAAACAGGACGAUAUUGCAGUCCAACCCAUAGAUGCAGUCGUCGGCAGAUAUAAGGAAGAAGAUAGGAACAAGAACGGAGCCUUGAGGAAAUUCGCUCUCAGCCGUUACCUCUGCCAAUUGCUGGUCGCCAAGACGGACAAUCUGGAAUCGACUAACCUGGAAGUCUUCGAUCCCCUGCAGAAGCUUGCCCCUUACCUCUGUGAGGCUGAGCCUAUAUAG